AUGUGGAUCAGUUUUUAUAAACUCCGGCUUUUCUGCUGUCUGCUUGCAGUGUUGACGGUGGUGGUGCUGGUCAUCAAUGUUACUCAGGUAGAGUAUUUGGACCGUGAGACUGUCUCAGCCACAUUCAUCGACAGCAGCGGACAGUUUGUUUCCUCUCAGGUGGUAGGAACUAGCCGGAAUCCUUACUGCGACUAUGAACAUCAGGCUCUGUCCAGCCAGGAGCGCAUGGAGGAGGACUCCCUGCUGACCGCCUUACAGUGGCAGAUACCUGACGUGGGCCCUGUCCCCUUUUUGAAGAGCAGCGACCCUUCUUCCAGCUACUUUGUCAUCUUGAACUCUGCGGACUUCUUCAAGGUGGGGAGCCAGCUAGAGGUGCUGGUUCACGUGCAGGAUUUUCAAAGACAGCCCAAGAAAUAUGGUGGAGACUACCUGCAGGCCAGAAUCCACUCCCCUAAGCUGCAGGCAGGGGCUGUGGGCAGAGUGGUGGACUACCAGAAUGGGUUUUACAAGGUCUUUUUCACUUUGCUCUGGCCAGGCAGAGUUAAAGUGUCCGUAUCUCUGGUCCACCCCAGCGAAGGGAUCAGAGUCCUUCAGCACCUCCAGGAAGAGAAGCCAGACAGGGUCUAUUUCAAGAGUCUCUUUCGCUCGGGAAGAAUUUCUGAAACCACCGAGUGCAACGUGUGUCUUCCUCGGAUCCUGCCCCUGUGUAACUUUACAGAUCUGUACACCGGAGAGCCCUGGUUCUGCUUCAAGCCAAAGAAGCUCCCUUGCAGCAGCAGAAUCAACCAUUUCAAAGGUGGCUACCAGAAGGGCCUCCUGACCGCUGCAGAGAGUGCUUUCUUCCAGAGUGGUGUCAAUAUCAAAAUGCCAAUCAACUCCAGCGGACCUGAUUGGGUGACUGUCGUUCCCAGGAGAAAAAAAGAAUCUAACAACUCGAAACUAUCUCAAGGCUCAGGAACUUUUCCUUCGGGGCAUUAUUACAAAGAUCAGUGGAAGCCUAGAAACUUUAAGAUCCGCCAGUUUAAUGACCCUGACAACAUUACUGAAUGCUUACAAAGAAAAGUGGUGUAUUUAUUUGGUGACUCAACAAUCAGGCAGUGGUUUGAAUAUCUAACUGCAUUUGUUCCAGAUUUAGUGGAGUUUAACUUGGGUAGCCCCAAGAACGUGGGUCCCUUCCUUGCGGUGGACCAAAAGCACAACAUCCUGCUCAAGUACCGCUGCCACGGCCCACCCAUCCGCUUCACCACUGUCUUCAGUAGUGAGCUCCACUAUGUGGCCAAUGAGCUGAAUGGUAUUGUGGGAGGGAAGAACACCGUGGUGGCCAUAGCUGUGUGGUCUCAUUUCAGCACCUUCCCCUUGGAAGUGUAUAUCCGGCGGCUGAGGAACAUCCGUCGAGCAGUGGUCCAGCUCUUGGACCGAAGCCCUAAGACCGUGGUAGUGAUCCGGACAGCCAACGUCCAAGAGCUGGGGCCUGAGGCGAGCCUUUUCAGCAGUGACUGGUACAGCUUUCAGCUGGACACCGUCCUUCGGAGGAUGUUCUCAGGGAUUGGAGUAUAUCUCGUUGAUGCCUGGGAGAUGACCCUAGCCCAUUAUCUACCCCAUAAGCUACAUCCGGAUGAAGUUAUUGUGAAGAACCAGCUAGACAUGUUCUUGUCCUUUGUGUGCCCCUUGGAGACGUAG
Pipistrellus nathusii (Nathusius's pipistrelle) is the source of this 1680-nucleotide messenger RNA. NCBI's taxonomy places the organism in Eukaryota, Metazoa, Chordata, Mammalia, Chiroptera, Vespertilionidae. The record is from the annotation of a GenBank genome assembly.